CAGGGUCCGGGCGCGCAGCAAGGCGGGCGUAGGUCUAUGUCGCGGGCGGCGGCGGCGGCGGCGGCCGCGGAGGGACGAUGCGCGAGUACAAAGUGGUGGUGCUGGGCUCGGGCGGGGUCGGCAAAUCCGCCCUGACCGUGCAGUUUGUGACCGGCACCUUCAUCGAGAAAUACGACCCCACCAUCGAGGACUUCUACCGCAAGGAGAUCGAGGUGGACUCGUCGCCGUCGGUCCUGGAGAUCCUGGACACGGCGGGCACCGAGCAGUUCGCGUCCAUGCGGGACCUGUACAUCAAGAACGGCCAGGGCUUCAUCCUCGUCUACAGCCUGGUCAACCAGCAGAGCUUCCAGGACAUCAAGCCCAUGCGGGACCAGAUCAUCCGAGUAAAGCGGUACGAGAAAGUGCCGGUCAUCUUGGUGGGGAACAAAGUCGACCUGGAAAGUGAGAGAGAGGUGUCCUCCAACGAAGGCCGGGCGCUCGCCGAGGAGUGGGGCUGCCCCUUCAUGGAGACGUCAGCCAAGAGUAAAACCAUGGUGGACGAACUCUUCGCCGAGAUCGUCAGGCAGAUGAACUAUGCCGCCCAGCCCGACAAGGACGACCCGUGCUGUUCCGCGUGUAACAUACAAUAGCAUUGACACGUGGCUGCCCGCCCCCCUCCCACCCACCGGAGGCGACACCAGCCUCGCCUCCCCGACCGUGGAGCCUGCAGGGUGUGCGGUGUGAACCUCCAGUGAAGCGGCAGAUCGUCCUUCAGAGCCCAGCGGCGAUUGUCAGCUGAGAGCUCUGAGUCACCUUUGGGUCCAGUAACUCCAGUCUCACCGUCAUCCUCAGUCUCCUCCAGACACCUGCAACUUCAGGCGUCGUGGCCCAGUCAAUCUGCAGGGCGACCUCCUUCGAAAGCUAUGAUAGUAUUGUCACUUGGGUUGACAGAAGCAACUAUGGUCGUCGUUAAAAGUAAUCACGGGAGAGAAACCGGAAGAAUUCCUGUGACCGCUUAACCAUUAAAAUAUUUUGUCUUCUUUAAAAAAAAAAUAGAUGAGUCAAGGAGAAAUAUUUUCCUACCAGAGUACUGAAUUUCAGGAACUGAGAUAGUGCUUCUAACCAAUAUAUCACAUCAAGGAAGAUAAUAGCAGCUGACCUGCCGGCAGCAUUCCAGGGAGAGAUUCUUUGCUCAGCUGACUCACUCCUGUUUUUCAAAGUCGAUGCUUAACUGUAGAUGUUAUCCUAAUUUGUGACUCGGAACUAACUCACGCACCAGUCUCUGAUAGAGCCAGAGUCAGCACAGGUUGGGUAAAAAUACAGCCUGGUGUUACAAUGUGUUAUCACCUGCUUUGCCCAGAAAGUGGAGACUCUCAUAAGGGUCUGAGUCAAAUUAAAACCCCAGACCCACCCCUCUGUUCACCAAGCAGGGAUGGUCUUUGUUACUUUACUGAACAAGAAGGAAGCAACUGUGAUGGAAAGAGAUUGCCUAGCCUUACUAAUGAGAAGCGUUCCAGUAGAUGAACUAGUACCAUCGUGUAAGGAAAAUGAAGCCAUGUUGCAUCCACAUGUUCCCGUUUGCAGAAACCUCGCAGGACAGUACAAAUAUCUUGCAUUUUUACGUUCGUUAAAGCAGCAAAUUCCUUCUUGCCUUUAAGGGCUAUGGUUGUGGUGUGAUUCUUGGCUAACCUGCUUUCGAAAUCAAGUUUUCUAUAGCAGAGCUUUAUUGCAGGCAUUACAAAAAAAAAAUUGAAUAACCAUGUGAAAUAAUUGGGGCUUAAAAGUAGAACAGAAAUUAGAGUGGAAGGUAAGAGACGGAAAAAAAACCCUUUAAUUUUCCUGGAGAAUUCUAUAAAGAUUUUCUUACAACAAUUUUGCCCUGAUUACUGAAGUGGCAAAUAAAGCUAGAGUGAAUAUUUUGUCUUGAAAAGGUGCUCAAGUCCUGACAUUUUUGGUUUUUAUAGCCGCCAAGUAUUUAUCAUUUGCAUGAAUAAUGGCACAGGAAAAAAUGUAUUCAUAAGUUUUACAAUCAAGCGCAGAAGGGUUUUCACCCACCUUCAGAGUUAUAAAAUGCUGAAGAGAGUAUUUUGAGCUGAUCCUCUGGAGAUGAAUUUGGCCUUCAGAACUGCAAUAUCACUGAGCCUGUGAUCUGCAUACCGCCCCAUAUUUCUUGUUGGUUUCACACUCUUGUGCAAGUAACCUCGGGUCUUAACGUGUGUUACUGAGUGAAGAAUGUGUGUUUGCGUGUGCAUGUGUGUUUAAUGUUAUGAAGAAUUUGGCACAAGUCAGAGAUAAUUGCCUAUACUGAGAAUCUGUCCUGCAGAAUACCAUGUAUCAAAAACAUUUUUUUUAAGUUUGUUUUUUUUUAUAUACAUUCUUGAAAUCAUUGCUAGCCCGCCCCCUAAGUGUUUAGUAAACUGAUGUUAAGGUUGGAGGAGAGAAAAAAGGUGGAUAGUACUUUUCAUAAAUGAGAAGACAGAUGUGUGGGUAAAACCAGGCAUGGUUGUCAAAAGUCUUUGAAUUGUGAAUAUUUGCAUUCUUCAACAUAAUUUUUUGAAUAAUUCCCAAUUAUGAAGCACCUUUUAUAGGCCAGAAAGUUAUAACCAAUUUUACUGCAUCAAAUUUGGUCAUGUAAAAGGUGAUUUGACUCAAUCAUGUAGACAAGUCAGUGAUUCAAGAAGUAUGAUUUUUAUCAACUGAAAGAGAAAUAUUUGUUAGUGCACUGUUUGAGUUUUGAAGCCUCUUAACUUCUCAGAAUGAUUCUGGUUUUUAGAAUUCCAUAUUUAGUAGAAAUUUAUGGCAAGUAAGAUUACAUAUAAAAAUAUCUAUAAAGAUUUUACAGUUUUACCUUGUGGAUUGCUAUGCAGACAAGAAAAAUAAGUUAAAUAAUGUGAAAGGUAUGGCAGGAUAUAAGGUGGAAAAGAUUAUCUGAAAAUUUGGGUUUUAGUUAGAUGUGUUUAUGUGAGACAAUAAGGUGGCUUUUUUUUUUUUUACUGUAAAGAUGUUAAUAGCUGAUACGGCUGCCUGAUCAGUGUUUCCACCCAGCCUUGCGUAUUUAGUGACAAAGCAUCAAAUAAUAUCCAGAAACUUGGAAACCCUCGUGUGCUCUUACUGUCGGUGUUUCAUCUGGUAUGAAAAUAACUCCGUGUGAAUGAAUGUGUUUGUUGAGAUGUUAAUACAGAGCUUAAGAACAGGAAGAUGAAAUUUGUUGGCACAUGAAUUAAUAGUUGGUGACCUUGUGUCACUGUUUAUUUUAUGCCCUGAUCAGAAUAGCAACUAGAUAAGUGAAAGUUUUUCUAACAUGCCUUAAAAAUGUUAUGGUUUGAUCCAAAGACCCACUUUUUCUUUAGCUACUACGAUAAGGUUUUCUUCCUUUUUUUUUUUUUUUCUUUGUUUCGUCUUGUUUUACUUUUAUACAAAGGCAGCAUUUUGUUGUUGUUGUUCUAUGUUGCAACUUUUUUUUUUUUUUUUUGGUUCUCUUAAGCUGUGAUAGUGAUGGUGACUGAUGCCUUUCUUUUUGUUCCACUCAUACAAAACAAGCCAGCAUCUGAUCAAAAGUAUUACAUAAAAUCUUCCUUAAACUAUUGAAAGGUGCUUUGAUGAUUUUUCUUCUUUGGUUUGUAGAAUUAGGACUGAAAUUUUUACUCUAAUCGCUACAGUUGCCAUCACUUUUCUGUGGUCAAACUACUGAUAUUUGCUUUUCUGUAUAAAGAAAUGUUGCCUAAGGAUGUCUACUGUUUGUUUUCAGGAAUUGUCCAGUGGGAAUAUUGCCUAUAUGUAUGAAUAUGAAAGUGCUUAUUUCGCUUGUUGCCAUUGGGUUUUUGUUUGUCUGUUUUGUAGUUUUUUGUUCUCAGUAAUCCUGUGUUAGCACUUGGGUAAGCUUUAAUUGUCUCCUUAGCCAAUCAAAUGUUAAAGACUAUGGGGGUCUUUUUUUUUUUUUUUAAUUAACGUGUCAUUGUGCAUCUCUUAAAUCUUGAUCAGGGUUUCAAGAAUGACUGCAGUGGGUUUUGGAAACAGACUUAUCCUUAUUGAUUUGGGGUUUCCCAGAGAUAAAUAUAGUUCACAGUUAAUUGUUGAGCUCUAAUACAACUGACCAUUUAAAAUUGAACAACAGUUUAUUGUUUUGUAACAAUGUCAGUUGUUAAACCUUGACCUUUCAGUUAAAACAUGAAUUGUAGUUAUAACUCAAUGCAAAUUCAACAGUUGUAUUUGGAGUUAAAUUAUUUUAACAAAUAAAUUUAUUUAAUGAAAUUGCCUCUGGAUUCUUUGUUGUUGUUGCUUUGUACAUAUUCAUGGGUGAAAUGUAUUUAUUUAAAAACGAAAAAACUGCUGUAGAAUUCUAUUUACAGAAAUGGUCAAGCUAAUUGAGAAUUCAUCAUAUUAAAAAGGAAGAUUAGUAGAUCAUUUUCAUAGCUUUUAAAAAUUAAAACAUGAGAAGAUUUUUAAAUUAGUAAUUUUAGAUAUAAAUGGUAUUUUAUAUUUUUGAUGAUAGCUGACUAAUUUGAAAUCUCAACGGCAUUCAUGUUCACAGAAUUGUUCUAGAUAAUUAACAUUAAUUAGCAGUUGCUUUGAGGCCCUGCUGGUAUCACAAAAACCUAUCAGUGUCCUUCCAGUGAUGGCUUGGGGGGGUGUCUCUUUGUUUAGGUCUUGUGCAUUUUUAAGGUAUCAGAGGCUGGAGGUUGCUCUUUAGUAGGGCUAUAGGGCCUGCUUGUUCUAUAUAGGGCCCUGUGAAUGUUGACAGAUGCUGUUAAUUAUAUACAGCCUUCAGCUGCUCUGAUAAGGAGCCCAUUCAUUCCCUAAGCCAAUUUAAACUGUGCCUUUUGGUCAUGUUGCCUUCAAACUGUGUUGAAAUUUCCUGGCAACAUUCCACCAGUUUAGAAGCCUCAUUGUUUUGGAAUAGAAGAAUAAUUUGAAUGAAUAUAACAGAGGCACUGUAGGCAGAAUCUCAAAUAUUUAAAGGAAAAUGUGUCUAUAUUUUAGUAUAAUAAACAAAUACCUACUGGUUGGCUUCAUAAUCUCAUUUGAAGCAUUUGUAAAGUAUUCAAGCCUGUCACAUUCUGCUUUCAACUGGGAGAAUUUCUUUGUGACUGUGAAAUAAAAUUUUGAA
Messenger RNA from Dama dama (fallow deer), 5086 nucleotides. RefSeq names its product RAP2A, member of RAS oncogene family (gene RAP2A). Gene Ontology annotation, molecular function: GDP binding; GTP binding; GTPase activity. Gene Ontology annotation, cellular component: plasma membrane. Gene Ontology annotation, biological process: negative regulation of cell migration; Rap protein signal transduction. Lineage: Eukaryota; Metazoa; Chordata; Mammalia; Artiodactyla; Cervidae. The transcript is spliced from 2 exons. Bases 78 to 629 code for a protein of 183 amino acids. The record is from RefSeq and is a predicted model, not a curated record.